AUGCGUGCAGGAACAGUGCAGGAGCUGGACGGCGCCAACAUGGGUAGAUGGGAAGAAGAGUCAAAGUCAAAUGCGACUGUGGACAUAUGUGACGAGCCGACCCCAACAGCAGACCCCGAUUUCGCACAACAUGCAGGCAAACAAACAUUCAUACGUGCAGACGUGCAUACACAAGGAACACCCAUCCCCUCUCGACUGGCGAAUGCUAGAGGUCCGUGGCUCUGUUGA
This is a messenger RNA of Sporothrix schenckii 1099-18, 228 nucleotides long. RefSeq lists its product as uncharacterized. The transcript has a single exon. NCBI's taxonomy places the organism in Eukaryota, Fungi, Ascomycota, Sordariomycetes, Ophiostomatales, Ophiostomataceae. The record is from RefSeq and is a predicted model, not a curated record. Bases 1 to 228 code for a protein of 75 amino acids.